UGAAUUAUUUCCCCUACUGUAAUAUCUGAAUCCAGCACAGAAGCGACCUGCCAUGGAUUCUCUGUACAUUUGACCACUGCCAAGCACUGCUUUAAAUUGAUGGAAUAAACAAAAGAGAAGCAUUCUGUCUUUAACGACAUUGCCAUCUUCUGAUUGUCUUGUUGAAAGACGGCACCAUUUCCCGCUCUUCUCUGGUAAGUUGAUUCGAAUAUCCGAAAGCAUAUCUCCUCUGAUAUCCUUAGAAUCUUCUCCCUUCCCAAUAAUGCAGAUCCAACAGAGUGCAAGAAGACUGCCUUUCAUUGGGUCAUCCAUCUUAAUCCUCAUUCCCAUGUUCUUUAAUCAAUUCUCUGAUAAACCCUAUUUGGCUUUCCCCCUUUAAAUUCUCACCAGUCACCUUCAAUCUCUUACUUCCCGAACAAGCUUCGUAGGAAAUACUUGCCUAGUUGAUUUUUCCAACCCUGUUUGUUCAUCAAUGGAGGCUCCUCCGUCGCCGUCUCAUGUUGUGAUCGCUUAUGAUGCUACCAAAGAUCGCAGCGAGCAUGAGCUCGAGCUCACUGUUCAUGGUUUGCGGAUGAGAGGGGACAUUCUUCGUCCUGGCGAUACGCUUCUCGUGCUUGCAGUUUUGCACAAGGUGCCUCAUCCCAUGGGUUACACGCUCAAGCCAUGUUCGGAAUCUUUCUUUGGCGCCACUGAUCGUGCUAUUGAAGAGGAAGUUACGAAGAAAGUUGAUCAGUAUGUAAAUAUGCUCUUGCAAAGUGCAGAAGACUGUGAAGAUGAAGGGGUAUGCAUUGAAGUUAAAGUUACAGCAGGAACUCCGCUUAGGAAAGUGAUUUUACAAGAAGUGGUAGGGUGUAAAGCAACGUGGGUUGUACUUGACAGGCAUCUUAGACGGGAUUUGAGAUUUUAUCUGAAGCAGAUACCUAGUAGAGUUGCAUGGAUUCAAGACAGCUUGAUCGUGCAGAUUUUGAGAGCUCAGGUGACAAAUGAAACUGAUCCAAUAGACCAUAAGGCGUUUUACUCAAUGUCCAAGCCUGUUCCUGUAUUGCUGUCUCAAGGUAGUGCCAACCAAGAGCAGUCAGUCAUCUCUGUUGGAAACUAUUCUUUAUCAAUAGGUUCCCUGGAAAGCUCUGAUAUGCAUAAGAGUAUUAUUCAUCAGCCUAUGUCUUCAUCAAAAUCACGAGAACAUACUCAUCUGUCAGAUUUUGCGAAUUCUCACAAGCAAGAAAAAUCAGACAUCAGAGGAGAUCAUGAAUAUUCCUUUGCUUCAAAUAACAUACUGAAGCAACAAAAUAAAGUCAUCCGGCAGAAGUCCUCAGAAGCACCUCUACUUUGUGCUGGUUGUGGGGCAAGAACUGAACUGUAUAUCCAGGAUUCCAUGAAAUUCACUUUUCCUCAGAUUCAGCUUGCAACAAAUGACUUUGCAAAGGAGAACUUAUUAGGGGAAGGAGGAUAUGGUUAUGUAUACAAGGGUGAGCUUAAAGAUGGACAGCUGAUUGCAGCAAAAGUACGAAAAGAAGCCAGUACACAAGGAUUUACAGAAUUUCAUUCAGAGGUGCAUGUCUUAAGUUUUGCACGCCACAAGAACAUUGUAAUGCUGUUGGGAUCUUGUUGCAAGGAGAACCUAAACAUUUUGGUGUAUGAGUAUAUUUGCAACCAGUCUCUUUAUUGGCAUUUAUUUGACACUACAGCACCUGGUCUUGAUUGGCACCAAAGACGUGCUAUUGCCCUUGGCACCGCAAAAGGUUUGCGUUUCCUACAUGAAGAAUGUCGUGGAGGCCCUAUAAUUCAUCGAGACAUGCGACCCAGCAAUAUACUCCUGACUCAUGACUAUGUUCCCAUGCUAGGUGACUUUGGCCUUGCCAGAUGGAAGACAAAUGAUGAUCCAGUGCAGACAAAGAUACUUGGCACACUAGGAUACCUUGCGCCAGAAUAUGCGGAGAAUGGAAUUGUUUCAGUAAGAACUGAUGUCUAUGCAUUUGGCAUUGUUUUGCUGCAACUUAUGUCUGGACGGAAAGUAAUUGAUGCAAGAGAAGGGCAAGAACAAUCUAUACGCCAAUGGGCUGAACCCAUAAUCGAAACGCUUGCAUUGCAUGAGCUCAUUGAUCCCCGCAUUGGAGAUUUAUAUGACACAUACGAAUUGUACCUCAUGGCCAAAACUGCAUACUUGUGUGUUCAAAGAAGGCCUGAAAUGCGUCCCUCAAUGGGAGAGGUUGUUCGUCUUCUUGAAGGGGAUAAUGAUCAUCUCCAUCAUGCAGGAGAGCAAUUUAUACCUCACUACACAAAGCUAUGAGAAAGAUGGCAUAAAUUGUGUGCAUUUUGCAAAUGCUGUCAUUUGCAGUUAUCUGUUCAUAAGUCCCUCCUAAUUUUUUAUUUCUUAAGUUUCUGAAUGGGAAGUUCAAUACACCAUAGCAAUGGUUAUGUAUAGGAUACAGUUAUCUUAAUGUCCCGUUAAGAAGAAUUGUCUAUUCAAUAAAAUGAGUAGAUUUUUAGGGGUGAAAGUAAAUGCGUGGCAUUGAUGUUAGGUCUUCCCACUCGGUCUUGUACAAAUGACAUUGGUUUGGUUGUGAUAGUUAAUAUACGAGAAAUCCAUCUGCCAUUAGGUUGCCUGCUCUCAUGUUAAAUAGAUAGAAUCCCCAUUCAAUUACUUGGAAAA
Carica papaya (papaya) is the source of this 2653-nucleotide messenger RNA. Its product is annotated as serine/threonine-protein kinase CDG1-like. Gene Ontology annotation, molecular function: ATP binding; protein kinase activity. Gene Ontology annotation, biological process: protein phosphorylation. The record is from RefSeq and is a predicted model, not a curated record. NCBI's taxonomy places the organism in Eukaryota, Viridiplantae, Streptophyta, Magnoliopsida, Brassicales, Caricaceae.